Molecule: messenger RNA, 696 nt
Organism: Symbiodinium necroappetens
Lineage: Eukaryota; Dinophyceae; Suessiales; Symbiodiniaceae
Source: the annotation of a GenBank genome assembly
AUGUGUGAGUUGUUUCCGUCUGUGGAUGGCAAGAUGUCAGCUUACGAGUCAAAGCUCAAACAUCGGUCAGACUUUCUUCCAUCGGCCAGUACAGCUUUAACGCAAAGCAGCGACGGCAAGCGUUCUGAGAACCAUGCCAAGAACCUUCUUAGACAGCACGUGGGCUCAGCCGUUUUCGUUGCCAUGGCUUCUGGCGACGUCGUUGCGAAGCCACCGGAACACGUUCGCUGUAAGAACUUCGGAUGUAGCCAGUUCUUCGAUCCGAGAUACCCAGAGCAAACGGUGUGUACUCACCAUCGGCUUCCGCCAGUCUUCCACGAGACCGCGAAGUACUGGGCCUGCUGUCCAGACAAGAAGGCCUACGAUUGGGAUGAAUUCAUGAAGAUCCCGGGAUGCCAAACAGGACACUGCACCAGCGUCGCCAAGGACAAGAAGUUCUUAGGAGGCGCGGAUAUCCGGGCCGAGCACGCGCCCAAGCGCUUGGACGAUGAAGUGCCCGUGGAUCCCAGAAAGAAGCUGGACCGCUUGCGCGAGGGCCUCGUAAGCCUCGGCGUGAGUGCCGACGACUUCGAUCGUGCUUGGGGUCGCCUGGGCGCAAAGCUCGGGGACUUGAGCUUGGUCGCACAGAAGAUGAACCAGCUCUUUACGGAGACGUUGCAGACGAUGGAUACGGAUGACAUGAACCUGCCAGACUGA